UAGAAUGGCCCUGUUAAAGUUCUGAGAAAAAAAUCUAGCUGAGAAUGUCAAGCAGGACUUAGAACAUUUAUGUCGCUUUCCAUCCAAUCCGGUUGAUCUUGAGCUACAUAAAUUCAGUGUCCAGAUGUGCAAAGCUGACAAAGACAAAGGCAUGUAUUUUCCCCCCUUCCACUUAAUUAUACACUACUUUGUGUUUAUCACACAAUCCCAAUGAAAUACAUUCCAUAAAUAUGGACUUUUUUGUAGAAUGUUUGUUACUCUCAAGUAAAUCGUGAUGAUUUAAAACAUUUAUGUCAGUGUAUGUGUGUUGUAUUGUUGUGUUGACAUUAGUCAUACUUCAGCCCCCUCCUCUCCUCCCUCCUCUUCUCAGUCACCGCUGACACCUGCGACUCGUUUCGUUUGUGCGCACGAGAAUGCUGCGCCAAAAAGGCAGAAUCCUAUUUUUUAAAAAGAGGUUAUUGAUUUCAAGCCAAUCGGAAACGACAAUAUAUAUGUAUAUAUAUAUAUAUGUAUAUAUUCUCCGUCUAAAUGGAUCCCAGCAGCAGCAGCAGCAGCAGCAGCAGUAGUCCUGCGGUGGCAGCAGAUGAAGACGAAGCCGUCCGCUUUGCGCUCCUCAGAGCCGGAGUUCUGGGGUUAAUUUUUGUGUUCGCCACAUGUGGCAACCUUUUCUUCUUAGUCACCCUGUGGAAGAGGAGGAAGAGGAACUCGCGGACCCAGCUUUUCCUCUUGCACCUGUGUCUGGCGGAUCUGGUGGUGGCCUUUUUCCAAGUCCUGCCGCAGCUUUCCAUGGAAAUUACGCACAGGUUCCGCGGGACGGACUUCCUCUGUCGCCUCGUCAAGUACUUGCAGGUGGUCGGGAUGUUCGCCUCCGCCUACAUGAUUGUGGCCAUGGCUAUUGACCGCUACCACGCCGUUUGCAAGCCCAUGGUCUCCUUCCUGGAGGGCUCCUUCCGGAGGUACAUCUCCAUAGGCGCAGCGUGGCUCACCUCGCUCCUCUUCAGCUCCCCGCAGCUCUUCAUCUUCUCCCUCCAGGAGGUGCAGGUGAGCCUGCAUGACUGCUGGGCGACGUUCGUCGAGCCCUGGGGGAGCAGGAUCUACAUCAGCUGGAUCACUCUGGCGGUGUUCGCGCUGCCCGCGGUCAUCCUGUUGUUUUGCCAGAUGAGGAUAUGCACAACCAUCUACUUCAACAUGAAGAGGAAGGCUCUGCAGUCGGGGCGCGCGGGCACGAAGGGGGUCUCCAACGCGAUGCUCAAGACGCUGAAAAUGACUUUUGUGAUUAUAAUGGCGUACACGGUGUGCUGGAGCCCCUUUUUCGUCGUGCAGCUGUGGUCGGCGUGGAGCCCGAGCAGCGCGCCGACGCAAGGUCCCAUAUUUUCAAUUAUCAUGCUGCUCGCCGGUCUCAACAGCUGCACAAACCCUUGGAUAUAUCUCUACUACAGCUGAAAGGAAAAAGAAACAAUCAAUUGGACAGCAUAAGAAAAAGAGACAUAAUUAACAGGGUUUCCACAGAUUCCCCACCUGUGACGACUGAGGUGAAGCGAUCCUUUGUUGAACCGCGUGGAGAAGACUUUGAGGAAGAAAGACACGCUUGUUUGUGUUCUGUUGGCGAAAAACAUCCUCUCGCUCCUUUGUGCAAAAGAGAGAGGUGUAUAUUUAGCAGACUGCGGGGAAACCGGCAAAGGAACGGAACGCAAAUAUAUUCAAACGCGCUUAAUCUUUUCAGAAGGCGCUGCAGUGACAGCAUGGAGGAUUGUCUCCUGCUGGACGAAGAUAAAACAGAAAUGAGCAAUCAGAGACAUAAACAUUCAGGUUUUUUUUUUUAUUAUUCCUGUUGGUGUGUAACUAUGGGUAAACAGGACAUGUGGAGGCUGGGAGUAGAAACUGGCAUGUCAAAAUUCAGUUUUCAGACAUAAGUGAAAAUAAAUUGUCACGUCUAGAAAGUUGACUUUGCAAAUGUACUUUAAUUUCAGUUUUGAAGCAAGGCAUUUCUUACUUAUUUCAGUGUUUCAUAUAAAAGACAUGUAAGCGCUUUCAGCUAGAAAACACCGUUCAGACUUUGACUGGACAAUACGCUAUUGUUAAAUAAUUGAUAUUUUCCAACAUCUUUCAUGAUUACUAGAAAAUCUAAGAUUUAUUUUUGCGAGCAUUUUAGCCAAGUUUGUAUGUGUUGCUAUGGUUGACCCCUAAAAGCAUCACAUACAUUCUUGGCAUUAGGAAUGAUGUAAACCGUUUUUUCCCCUCAAAAGAUUAGGCUUUUCAUAAAAACAUAUACAUCAACAUGUAGGUAUUUUACCUCAUCUCCCAUUGACUUCUAUACAAAUUCCAUUCUAAAUAUUUCACAGACAGGUCAAAGAUAAAACUCCCAUCUCUGAUAUUAAAACAAUGCAGGACCAUGAGCUUCGACCGGAUUUGCUUUCUGAUCGUCCUUCCUCUUCAUGGGAUAACAUUCAUCACUUUCACACACACACACAAAAAAAAGAAGUUUGUUGGAUAAAAAGACACCACAAAUAUGAACGCAGACAAUGUCACCAUUAGAGUAAUUGAGCAGCGUUUAUUGUAGCCGUCAAGAAGUUCCUUUUGACUUCUUUCUCGAAAUUCCUGACACACAUUCUUACUUCUACCUACUUCAAAAUGUUUUGUCUGAAAGGUUUACCGUCUGUUCAACCAAGGCAAAGAUCUGCAUUUAUAUGAAGUCAAACCAGGUAUAUUUAUGAGUCAAGAGUUUCUCAAACCUACAUACCCCACAGGAUGAUGGAACUUCCAACAUAAAAGGUUCUCCUUUUGCUGGAGAACCUUCCAUUUUGGUUGCGCCGUCGGCAUGACGACUUCUUUUUCCCGCAGCUGCACACUUCACCAGACCGACUUGAUUCCCGUUUUGAAUAUGAAUUACGUUUCCUUUUCCAUUCCAGCGACGCCUAUGGCGCAAUAGUUUGCCUUAUGUGUUGUUUUCCCUUGCACCUCACAAGCCCAUCCAUGUCUGCCAAUUUGCGGCAGCCCGUCAACAGCACGUGCCCAUUAGCGCGUGUGGCGCGGCUGUGUCACAAUAUAAAUGAUCUAAUUUGCCGUAGAAAUUCCCAUCAAGUCAACACAGAGAAGAAACGUGUCCAAUUCGAAACGAAUGCUGAUUUUCGCGUCAGGUAAAAGAAAAAGAAGGAUAAAAAUGUUCUCGGUGUAACCCGAGAGCCUGUGGCACUUUGUUUUAUAUCUGCUUCAAAUAAGAUUAGCUAUCUGAUGCAGCCAAAAUACAACUGUGACCAACUCACAGCCCGAGGGUGGAGAAGUGGGAGAUAAAUCCUGCUGCAGGUUUGUGCUCGUGUAAUUGCAUUGUACAAAACCAUCACUACAGACUUAAUGGGAGGAGGAAGAGGGGGCUUUCUGAGAUGCCCAUGUUUAAAGGAAAACAGCAAUUUAUUUCAAAAAGGCCAGAAUAUGAAAGCAUAGUAGCGACGGGUGAUGUGGCGUACUUUGUCGGGCGGUGUUCACCCUUUGCUUCUUUUAGCUUUAGCAUCGAUGCACAUCAGCCUCAUUUUCACUUUGAAGCCCACUUGCAAAUGUUUGAAGCUAAUUUUUAAGUGAAGGAUGCAGAACAUUUUUUUAUUUUUGUGAUGCAUCCUAAAAAACGUCAUUAGAGCAGACAUGGCUGUCAAUAUAUUCAACCCAGGCUUUUGAUUAGCUUUAAACCUACUUGCAAUUUCUUCCAUCAAAAGUUUUUUCAAGUUUUCCAUGACCUCAGCUUGACCUCAACCAAUCCUGUUAGCUGUUUUAUUAAAAAUUUAUUUAUUUUUCUACCUAAUCGAAUUGCAAACAGGCAGAAGCUGCUUCCUGGAAAAGCCUCGCUAUCUUCUUAUGGCCUUGUCAUGCUUGGUGGGCAUCAAUUAUUCAAAUUUCCAAAGUGUUAGGCAGAAGCUUGGAGGCGCACUAGCGACUGAUGGUUGAGCAGAUGCAAUGUGACAAGUAAGAGUAUUUAUACCGGAUUUAUAAACACCUGGGUCUUAAACCUUGAGAAAAACAUGCGAGAGAGAGAGAAAAAAAAUCUAAAUAAUUCAUUCUUUUAACUAGUUUUUGUACCAACUUGUCACAGCAGUUGUAUUUUUAAAAAAUGGUAGCAUACCACUGUGGUCAAGGGAUUCGUGAUACAUCAGCUGUUCCAUUAAAAAUAAUAUCCCCAGAGUUACAAAAUUAAAAUGGAAAUAAUUGCACAAUUAUUUCCAGGGUAACACAGCACUUAACCACCGGCGCUGUCUGCAAGCCGCAGGUUGCUGCAAUGAAUCAUCAAAGUGGCUUAAGUAUUAUGAAGUUAAAAAGGGACAGAUGUGACAAAGCAGAACAUCCAACAACAAAGAAAACAGCACUGAGCACGAAUGAAUAGAAACGGUUAUUCAGUUAGUUUUACUCAAUUAAAGUGCUUUUUUAAAAUAAUAAACACGCAUAACUACUUUUUU
Messenger RNA from Poecilia reticulata (guppy), 4442 nucleotides. It is a transcript of the gene avpr2l, whose product is annotated as arginine vasopressin receptor 2, like. NCBI's taxonomy places the organism in Eukaryota, Metazoa, Chordata, Actinopteri, Cyprinodontiformes, Poeciliidae. The record is from RefSeq and is a predicted model, not a curated record. Gene Ontology annotation, biological process: positive regulation of vasoconstriction; regulation of systemic arterial blood pressure by vasopressin; G protein-coupled receptor signaling pathway. Gene Ontology annotation, cellular component: plasma membrane. Gene Ontology annotation, molecular function: vasopressin receptor activity; peptide binding.